Molecule: messenger RNA, 1269 nt
Organism: Amyelois transitella
Lineage: Eukaryota; Metazoa; Arthropoda; Insecta; Lepidoptera; Pyralidae
Product: zinc finger HIT domain-containing protein 3
Exons: 4
Coding region: 152-550 (132 amino acids)
Molecular function (GO): protein binding
Source: RefSeq, a predicted model, not a curated record
AUGUUACAUGUAAAUAAAAACAUAACCUAUAAUAUACCUCAAACGACCCCGAAUGCAAACUAAUUCAGUUAUUUUAAAGUCAGCAGUGUAGCCUUAAUCGUGUUUAUUUCGUUUCUGAAAUAGUAGUAUUGACAAUACACCUACAAGAAAUAUGACUGUUUGUAUACAAUGCGGUGGGGAACCAAAAUACAAAUGUCCAACUUGUUGUCAACCAUACUGUUCAGUACCUUGCUGUAAACAACACAAGGAGACUCCAUGUUCGCCUCCCCCAGUAAAGGAACCUAGCGCCCCACUCGAGACUCAUAGACACACUACUUAUGAUUACCCUACAGAGGACACAGUUGCACCAGAAACAUUAAAAUUAUUAGAAAAAUCUGCAGGUGUAAAGAAAUGUUUAGAAAACCCUCAUGUUCGGAAAAUAUUAGAGGAACUUGAUAAGUCACCACACCCCGAUGAAUUAAUCCAAGAAUACAUGCAAGAGCCUAUUUUUACAGAACUUGUUGACGAGUGCUUAAGUGUUGUAGAGCCACCUGAUAACAAAGAUAAAUAGAUAAUAACUAUUAGUCUAAAAAAAUAAGUUAUAACAUCUCUUCCAUGUCUGUUUUAGAGCCACAAAAGAUAAGUAAGUACAUGGUAUAGCUAUUAGUCUAAAAACAAUAACUGAACAUCAAUGACAGAGAAAUUUGACCCCUAUUCAUACAAAUUGUUUAGUUUCUUUGCUAUACCUAUUAAACUGUAUAAAAUGUGUAAAGAGAAAAAUCUUGGACAUUCUAAUUUCCUACUGAAACAAGUUAAAAAAAAUAAGUACUUUACUACUACUUACUACUUUAUUACUAGUAUUAUAGUCUACCUAGUUAGGUAGACUAAUACUUUACUAGUAUUAUAGUCUUCCUAGUUAGGUAGACUAUAAAGAAUAGUACCUUUUUUUCUGGAAAUUCCAUCCAGCUGCAGUAUUUCUAAAACCUGAUAUGUUUGGUAGGUACUAUUGGUGAUACAAUGAUCAAAUCUAUGAAAACCUUAAGAGUAAUGUGGGCAUCCAUCUCUGCUGAGACAGAAACCUGUUUAGCUCUAUGAUUAAAACAGAUGUUUAAAAAUGUUAUUUCAACCCGAUCUUUGGGAAAGCUAAAAUAAGUUAUAAUUGUUUAAAUGACAUUAAGGCUUUCAGAGGCACAUAAUCAUCUUUGUAUAAAUUUAUACUAAGUAAUAAAUGACAUAUGUAUUGUGAUUUAUAUGGAUAAGAUAAUUAAAAGAAGUGAUAAAUUCUUUAUU